This is a messenger RNA of Paramecium primaurelia, 1082 nucleotides long. Lineage: Eukaryota; Ciliophora; Oligohymenophorea; Peniculida; Parameciidae. The record is from the annotation of a GenBank genome assembly.
AUGUAUUAAAAAGGUUAAUAAUUAUUAUUAAUUUAAGCAAAUUCAUUAAUUUAAUUAAAUAAGUUAUAGGAUGCAUAAUAAAUCUACUAAGAAAUAAUUUCAAUUAAUCCAAAACAUGAAAUAUCUUUAUAAAAAUUGGGUAUUUUGAUAAUUAUAAUAUUAAGGUGAUAUCUUAUUAAAUUAAAAGUUUUAUUUGUAAGCUUAACAGUAUUAUGAAAAAUUUAUUUCAAUAAAUUUAAAUAAUUCAAUAGUCUAAUUUGGAAUAGGUUUUAUUUUUAUUAAUUAUCUUAAGGGGAAUGUUUAAGAUAAACUUAUUAAUAUAAUCAUGCUUUAUAAUACUAUCUAAAAGCCAUUUAAUUAGAUUCAUCUAAUAAAGAAUUUUUUUAUUAUUAUGGUAAAAUUUCAAUCUUUAANAUAUAUAUAUAUUUAAAUUGUGUAUUAGUAUUGAAUUAAUAAUAAAAUAAUGAAUUAAGACUCAUAAUUUUAAUAGAAAUAGGAUUUUAAAUGUAAAGAUCAUCCUGAAAAGCCUGCACUUUUUUGGUGUAAAUCAAUUGAUUGCAACGAGAAUAGAAUUUUCUGUCUCAUUUGUCAAAAGUAGAAUAAACAUAUUAAACAUUAUAAUGGAGAUGUUUUUAGUAUUGAUAAAUUAAAUGAAUUUUUAAUUGAAAAAUUAAAAUCAUCUAAAGGUUUCAUUUCAGAAUGUGAACUUUAAAUGCAAUCAACAAUUAAAUCAUAUAAUAAACUCAUUUCUGGUUUAUAAUAUAAAUUCUGUGGAUUAGAAAAUAAAAUAAAUUAAUUUGAAGUUUAUUAAAAAUAAUAAGUUCUUGAUUCUUUGAUUAGAUAAGAUGAAUUUAUGAAUUAUUUGAAACAUAAUCUUGAGGGAAUUUAAUAAAAAUUUUAGAAAACCAUAGAUGAUCUUUUUAUUAAAUUAGAAUUACAUCUAAUUUAAUAUUAAAUAACUGAUUAAUAGAUUAAAUUGAAUCAAAAUGAAUAUCAAAAAGGUUAUUAUUCAUAUUUAUAUUCUUUUAGGUAUAUCUUUAAAUAUCAAAAAUGAAUAAAAUGAAGCAAAUUUAAAUAUUUGA